This is a messenger RNA of Salvelinus sp. IW2-2015, 1058 nucleotides long. RefSeq names its product putative claudin-24. Gene Ontology annotation, biological process: cell adhesion; bicellular tight junction assembly. Gene Ontology annotation, cellular component: plasma membrane; bicellular tight junction. NCBI's taxonomy places the organism in Eukaryota, Metazoa, Chordata, Actinopteri, Salmoniformes, Salmonidae. Gene Ontology annotation, molecular function: structural molecule activity. The record is from RefSeq and is a predicted model, not a curated record.
CUUUCUUCCCAGCCUCCAGCCAGAUGAUGUGUGUUUCUGUGGAGUGGGACUGUUAGUGAAGGAGCUCUCCGCCUGCCUGUGAACAGAACAGUAGUCAGCAGUAAUUAGCAGGUGCUGUGAGAAGCCUCUCUGUUCCUACUGGACAUCAGGAGCUGCCAGACCUCUCCAGAACCUCUCCAGAGAAGAGCUCUUGAGGGUCAACGGAGCGGGUCCAGAGAGGGGCGGGUAAACCAUGGACCUGUGUGCCUCCACUUUGGAGCUGCUGGGGAUGGUAGUGUACAUGGCAGCCUGGCUGUGUGCUCUGGCCACCACCCUGAUGCCACAGUGGCUGACCCUGUCCACAGACCUCUUGCUCACAGAGAGCUAUGAGCUGGGUCUCUGGGAGACCUGUGUGGUCCAGGACAUGGGGGGGAUGGAGUGUCGACCCUACGACAGCCUGCUGGGCCUGCCUCAGGACAUCAAGGUGGCCCGUGUCUUCAUGUGUAUCUCCCUGGCUGUGGGCCUGCUGGGCCUGCUCCUGGCUAUCCCUGGUCUUUACCUGGUCAACAGCUUCAGCCAGGGGCUGGAGGGCUGCAGGGCCAAGAGGAUCAUGAAGGUGGCAGGAGGGGUGCUGGGGAUGGUAGCUGGGGUGCUGUGUCUGGUCCCUGUUUCCUACGUCGCCCACUUGACGGUAAUGCGUUACUUUGAUGAGUCAGUGCCGGAGGUGGUGCCACGCUGGGAGUUUGGUGAUGCCCUGUUCUGCGGCUGGGUGGGGGGGUUCCUCCUGCUGGUGGCGGGAUUACUCCUGUUUGCAUCCUGUCUGGGGCCUCUGGCAGACCAUUCCAGGGGACCUCAGGCAGCCUAUUACGGAGCCCCCCAAGCAGAUCAUUCCAGGGGACCUCAGACAGACUAUUACGGAGCACCCCAGGCACAAUCGCCGAAGAGAAACGAGGUCCGGAGUACGGAUCAUUCCUCCAGGAAACCUCCAGAGUAUGUCUGAGGCGAGGGGAGAAGAGAGGAAAGGCGAUACGAGGUCCGGAGUAUGGAUCAUUCCUCCAAGAAACCUCCAGAGUAUGUCU